AUGACCAACACCAAUCAGCAUUCGCUCGACCAAAAGAGCACCCUAGACGCAACUGUUGAACACAAGGCAGUCUCCGACAAGCACGCCUCUGAUCAGAUCCAGGCUGCCAAUGCCAAUGAACACAAUCUAACCUUUAGAGAUGUCGCUAGAAAGCACCCAAAGAUCAUCUGGUGGUCAUUCUUCUGGUGCAUGUCUGCUGUUGGCUGGGGUUUCGAUACACAGGUUAAUGGCGCCAUGGUUGGUGUUCCCGCCUUUCGCAAGUAUUAUGGCCAUGAGCUCGACGGCGACUGGGUGAUCCCCGCUGACUGGUUGACCGCUUUCAACAUUGUGUCCUCAGUUGGUCAGUUCUUUGGGGGAUUCGCUUGCAGCGCCAUCUCUGAUAGGAUGGGUCGCAAGAGGAGUCUCGCCCUGGGCGUCUUGAUCGUCACAGGCGGCAUCAUGGGAGAGUCCUUUUCUUCAACUCGCGCUGCGUUCGUCGUCAGCAAGCUUAUCCUCGGCGUCGGAGUCGGCUUCUACCUGACCCUUGGCCCCAUCACAUGCUCCGAGAUCGCUCCGACUGUCCUACGUGGUCUCUCUACUGCUGGUGUGAACCUCGCUAUUGCUGUCGGCCAGCUCAUUUCCAACUCGGUCACCUCUGGCUUUGGUAACAGGGACGAUCUGUGGGCUUUCCGGGGGCCUUUCCUUACGCAACUGGUCUUCUCUGUCCUUCUCUUCGUCGGUAGCUUUCUGUCUCCAGAAUCGCCCUGGUACCUUGUGCGUGCUGGAAAGACGGAGGAAGCCAGAGCUGUCCUUCAAGACCUGUACGGAUCCGAAUUCGAGGCAUCAGAGAAGCUUCAGGCCAUUCAACAGACGGUCGAAGAAGAAGCCAGUAUGGCCAGUUCCUCAUACAUCUCUGCGUUCCAGGGCACUGAUAGGGUCCGGACACUCAUUUCCAUCGGCGUAUUUGCUUGUCAGCACGCCGUAGGUAUUAUUUUCGUCCUCAGCUUCUCAACCUACUUUUUCCAGCUCGCUGGUCUCGAUACAAGAAAAUCUCUUAACCUCGGUGUUGGUGUCACGGCUUGUGGCGUAGCUGGCAACAUCUGUUCGUGGUUCAUCGUCAACCGCUAUGGUCGCCGUCCCAUUUUCGUCAUCGGCAUGUUCGCCUGUACCACGAUUCUUCUGCUCAUCGGUAUCCUCGACGUUGUGCCGACAAGUGCAGCCAAAUGGGCCAUGUCCUCUCUGACCGUUGUCUUCUCUUUCGUCUACUUCCUCACGAUCGGUGCGGUCGCUUUUGUUCUUUUAGGAGAGGUAUCUUCUCUAUCUCAGAGAGCACGAACUACAGCUUUGGCCACCGCAACCCAGGCCAUCUUUGGUAUUAUAAUGUUUUUCGCUGUCCCAUACAUGGUGAAUCCUGACGCGGGUAACCUCGGUGGCAAAGUUGGUUUCGUUUUUGGUGGACUCUCUGCUUUCGCUUCUAUCCUCUGUGUUUUUUACAUUCCUGAGCUCAAGGGUCGAACAUAUCAGGAGAUUGAUACCAUGUUCUAUCGCCGAGUUCCACUCCGCAAGAUGGGCUCUUACAAGAUCUGA
Molecule: messenger RNA, 1566 nt
Organism: Fusarium vanettenii 77-13-4
Lineage: Eukaryota; Fungi; Ascomycota; Sordariomycetes; Hypocreales; Nectriaceae
Exons: 4
Coding region: 1-1566 (521 amino acids)
Biological process (GO): transmembrane transport; carbohydrate transport
Cellular component (GO): membrane
Molecular function (GO): carbohydrate:proton symporter activity
Source: RefSeq, a predicted model, not a curated record